GGCAAUUACCUCAAGGUGAAACAGGAUAAAACGCGGACAUCGUGACGAAUGAAUGCUAUGUACUAUGUUCAACAAUUUAACGUCGAGUCAUAUCGAAUCCACCCAAAAGGAAAGCAUAGCUCAUCGUCAAGAUGAACGGUAUGCCUUCGAUGCAACCCACGGUUGUCCUCUUGCGAGAGGGCACCGACACUUCUCAGGGAACUGCCCAGUUGCUCAGCAACAUCUCGGCAUGUCUCGCUGUGGCUCAGACGAUCGCUACCACUCUCGGACCCAGGGGAAUGGACAAGUUGAUUGUGAACGAUAGGGGAGAGGCUACUAUCUCUAACGACGGUGCUACUCUGCUUCGAUUGCUCGACAUCGUUCACCCUGCCGCUAGGACCUUGGUCGAUAUCGCUCGUGCUCAGGAUGCUGAGGUGGGAGACGGUACCACGUCGGUUACUCUCCUGGCUGCGGAGAUCCUGAAGGAGAUCAGGCCUUACGUGGAGGAGGGUGUCGGUGUUCACACUAUCAUCCAGGGAUUGACCGAGGGACGGGCAUUAGCCAUCAAAAAGUUGGGGGAGAUUGCUGUCACUAUCGACAAGAGUGACCCUGCCAAAUUCCGAGAUCUUCUUAUGCAGUGUGCUGGUACUUCGAUGUCGUCCAAACUCAUCCACUCGCAGAAGCCCUUCUUCUCGAACAUGGUUGUCGAUGCCGUUAUGUGUCUCGACCAGGAGGAUUUGAACGAGGGAUUGAUCGGUGUCAAGAAGGUACCUGGAGGAGGAAUGCAGGAUUCUCUCUUGAUCCGAGGUGUCGCUUUCAAAAAGACGUUCUCCUACGCCGGGUUCGAGCAACAGCCCAAGAGCUUUGUCAACCCCAAGGUCUUGUGUCUGAACGUCGAGUUGGAGUUGAAGGCCGAGAAGGACAAUGCCGAGGUCAGGGUGAAUGAGGUUUCGGAGUACCAAGCGAUCGUCGACGCCGAGUGGCAGAUCAUCUACCGAAAACUCGAUGCCAUCGUCAAGACCGGUGCAAAAGUCGUGCUCUCGCGUCUCCCCAUCGGCGACUUGGCUACUCAAUACUUUGCCGACCGGGACAUCUUCUGUGCUGGACGAGUAGCAAACGAUGAUUUGAAGCGAGUGGUCCAGGCUGUCGGAGGAGCCGUUCAAUCGACGUGCUCGGACAUCGAGGAGAAGCACUUGGGACGUUGUGGCAAGUUCGAGGAGAAGCAGGUCGGAUCCGAGAGGUUCAAUGUGUUCGAGGACUGCACCGCCGCCAAGACGUGUACGCUCUUGCUGCGCGGAGGAGCCGAGCAAUUCAUUGCCGAGGUCGAGCGAUCGUUGCACGAUUCGAUCAUGAUCGUCAAGCGGGCGAUCAAGAACAGCGAGAUCGUCGCUGGAGGUGGAGCUGCCGAGAUGGAGAUCUCGCGAUACCUUCGAGAUCACUCGAGGACGAUCAUGGGCAAGCAACAGCUCAUCAUUGGCGCCAUGGCCAAAGCGCUCGAGAUUAUCCCUCGACAGAUCUGCGACAAUGCCGGUUUCGACGCUACCGAUUGCUUGAACAAGCUGAGGAUGAGGCAUGCUCAGGGAGACCUUUGGGCCGGUGUCGACGUAGAGAGCGAAAAUGUCGCCGACAACAUGGCAAAGUUCGUAUGGGAACCCGCUCUCGUCAAGGUUAACGCGAUCAGUAGUGCUGUCGAGGCUGCUUGUCUCAUCUUGAGCGUGGACGAGACGGUUAGGAACCCGCAGAGCGAGCAGACCGACUUGGGCCCCCAGAUGCCGCGAGGAGGAGCCGGACGAGCGAUGAGGGGUCGCGGCCGAGGCAGGGGCCGAUAGAGGCGUAGCUUGUAAAUGAAGGCUUUCUCACCUGUGUUUUCCACAUUUUAACGAUCCAUCAUGCAACGAACAAU
Messenger RNA from Filobasidium floriforme, 1882 nucleotides. RefSeq names its product chaperonin Cpn60/TCP-1 family. Gene Ontology annotation, molecular function: ATP hydrolysis activity; ATP binding; ATP-dependent protein folding chaperone. Lineage: Eukaryota; Fungi; Basidiomycota; Tremellomycetes; Filobasidiales; Filobasidiaceae. Gene Ontology annotation, cellular component: chaperonin-containing T-complex. Gene Ontology annotation, biological process: protein folding. The transcript is spliced from 9 exons. Bases 132 to 1808 code for a protein of 558 amino acids. The record is from RefSeq and is a predicted model, not a curated record.